Messenger RNA from Esox lucius (northern pike), 5947 nucleotides. RefSeq names its product immunoglobulin superfamily, member 8 (gene igsf8). The record is from RefSeq and is a predicted model, not a curated record. The transcript has 9 exons. Lineage: Eukaryota; Metazoa; Chordata; Actinopteri; Esociformes; Esocidae. The coding region runs from base 518 to 2416 and encodes 632 amino acids.
AGUUUUCUUGCCCAAACCCCUCCCGGAGUCGCAGCACUACAGACCCCCUCCCUCUCCUCCUUCCCGCUGUGACACCAGCUAUCGGACAGACUAGACGGCGUGUUUGAGUCGACCUAAAAACGGGAUGCAAAUAUUUGCUGUAGAUAGGAGGGACAUAAUCCGUAUGCGAAUAGAAAAUGUAUAUUGGUAAUUCCGGUUCCCCUAACAUUCUAAUGCAAGAAAAGGUUAAACGAAUUGCGCCGUAAUAACUAGGCUGCUCUUAUCGGAUUAAUAUUGUUGUUAGCUUGAAUAGCUAGCUAGAGCAACGCCGUGAAUAAAUUUAAUAGCGCAUACAUUUAGUAUGCGAUAUUUAAACACCAGAUGUUAAGUGGACAUUACAUUGAUGUUGGAGCGUCUAAAUGAAUGUCGCUUUGCCAGCUGCUGAAUUCAAUAUUGAAAAGAGAGAAAAUGUAUUCCGAGACAACCAUACCGGCAGAGUAAUCUGAAUCAACAUAAUCUGCUGGCCGCAAAGGGACAUAUGAUGAUGGCUUCGUGGCGAAGGACAACUCUACACUGUUUACUAUGGGUGGUCCGGUACGUCAUGUGUCGCGAGGUAAUGGUUCCACCUGGCCCGUUGUACCGUGUGGCAGGGUUCUCCAUGUCCAUUCCCUGUGCUGUAACGGGCUACGAGGGGUCCAGGACUCAGGACUUUGAAUGGUACCUCUACAGGGAUGACUCUCAGGGAAGACAGAUGGGAGUGAUCUCCACCCGGGACUCAGGGUUUGCCUAUGCCCCUUUCCAGCCGCGAGUGAGGUCCGAAGAGGUGAGGGUGGAGAGGGAUUCGGGGGACAGUGUUCGUCUGGUGUUCCAGAGGCUGCGCGCAGAUGACCAGGGUCGGUACGAGUGUUACACCCCCAGCACUGACUCCAAAUACCAGGGGAACUACAGCGCCUCUGUGGCAGUCAAAGUGAUCCCUGACACUCUCCUGAUCAGCUACACCCGCUCUCUGAUUGGGCAGCUGUUUCUGGAGGGGGCGGAGCUAACUCUCACCUGUUCUGCUGCUGUCAAGUCAAAAGAGCACACUCACCUGUCCAUCACGUUCGGUGUUCGGGCUGCCAUGACCGGAUCAGGGUCAUCGACAGGGACAGAGAGAGACAUCAUAGCUAUAGAUAAAGAACUGGGUUUGAGGCCCGGCCGGGGGGACUCCUACCAGAAGAGGUAUGACGAUGGAGAACUGACACUGAUGAAAAAGAGCGGCGUUGGAGGGAUGGAUGUGUAUGUGAUGAGGAUGAGUGCAGUGGCCCCGGAGGACUCAGGGGCGUACUUCUGCGAGGCAUCACAGUGGAUCCUGGAUCCUAACGGAACGUGGCAAAAAAUUGCUCAGAGGAGCCUGGAGAUUGGGAACCUCACCGUGCAGCCACUAGCUGACUCCCUGAGGGUGACAUCCACACCACGUGGUGAGGUGACUGUCCAGUUAGGCUCUCCUCUCACACUGACCUGUGAGGUGUCUGGUUUGGCCUCUGGGGGCCGGUCAGGCCUGCUGGUCAAGUGGAUACGGACAAGGGCAGUGAGCAGCGAGGACCGGGUUGUUACUGGGGAAGUGGGUGAGGAGGAAGUUGCCCGUUACAGCCCAAAUGGUGUAGUGACCUGGAGGGAUGACUCCAGCCGUGGUGGAGGGGGUUCCAUGGAGAAAGAGACAGAGGGGAGGUACACUCUCAGGCUGUUCUCAGCCCACCCGGCAGACUCCGGGGUCUACCGCUGCGCUGUGAGUGUCUUUGCUGGGAAACGUAUCCCAGGACCCUCUGAGACAGCCACUGUUACUCAGAGAUCUGAGGGUGUCACUGUUAACCUCAAGACCAAAGAGGUCAAGGUGUCUGCUCUUGCCCAACUUCCCCGUGGGCCUCUUCUCAAAAGAGGGGACACCGUCACUCUUCUCUGCAAUGUGUCCGUGGUAACCACCGGCCCUGCCCAGGUUGAGGUCCAAUGGCUGCAAAAAGUGUUUCUUCCUGUCCAGGAGGGUGGAACUAAAGGCGGUUUGGACAGAGAAGGUGUAGAGGAGAAGGGGCGGGUAUUAGCCUCGUUGACCCACGAAGGCCUUUCCAGGCUUUAUACUAACAACAGCUCUGAGGUCAGCGUAGAUCGGGUGUCUCCAGUGACCUACAGGCUGAGGAUCUUCUCAGCUCAGUCUGAGGACCAGGGCCUGUUUGUCUGCCAGGCAGAGGUGUGGGGGCAGGACCCCCAGGGAGUCUGGUACAACACCGGAGCCAAAGCUCAGUCAGAGAAUGUCAGGGUUUACCUGUACGCUCGAGCGGCCGACUUGCUCCUCAUCCCUUUGGUGGUGGGCGUAUCCUCUGCCCUGUUUGUUGGUGUGGUCAUCAUCGCCACAGUGACCUGUUGCUUCAUGAAGAGGUUAGCCAGACAGCGCUCCCCAAAAUAAGGAGUUCACCAAUACAACAAAGAAGUUUACCACAGGGUCAUCGUCAGGAUGAAGACAAUAAGAAGAAAAGGAAGGAACCAUUGAAAAGUUUGAAAAGAAGAAAGUGGAACUCUUCAUGUUGCGGAGGCAGAUUGCAUGAUUUUCACAAUAUUUUUCCUAGUGCAUCAAAUGAAUAAGGGACACUUUUUUUGAGAACACCCAAACAAAGGGCAAGGUUAUGCAAGGUUAAGGCAGCAGUGUACUUCACUUAGUAAUCGUUGUUGGCAAGACGGUAGGAUACUUUAUGUUGGUUAUGUUUUUUGUUUUUGAACUUACCAAAACCAUUGACUUAAUCAGUCUAAUUUGAAGUCCCCAAAAAUAGGUUUAAAAUAUACGUUUGUCUGUAAAUGUCACAUUUUACAUGAAAUCCGUAAUACCUUAUCUUAUCGUAGAUGUAGAAAAUUAUUUAGGGAAAAUUAAGCAAACCCCCUAUCUUUACAGCAAUUAAUGUCAUGGGACAAUGAGCUGCAUGUAGCAUAGAGGUUAGAGCAGCACUCGAUUGGGUGUUGUAUGCCAACUAACAAAUAACCCCAUUGCCUUCCAGGGAACAAAACUAAUGGUACUUUUUCUACAGACAAGUGUUUUGUAUUCUGUAUGGUACCAAUAAUUUAUUCAGUUUCUCCGAAUAUGUUGCAUCCAGCCUGUUUGUUGAAUAUGGUAUGAAUCUUUUCUGAAUGUUUAUAGUAUGUUGCAUCCAGCUUGUUUGUGUCCUUUAAACCACAGUAAAUACUGCCUGAAGUUGAAAAUGUUUACCUUUCCAAUGUGGUCCCACAAUUAAACUGAGUUGUCUCUGAUUAUUUAAAAUGCAACACAUGUCCACACCUCUACUAAAACUGGCACUGCCUUGUUAAACCCAUCUCAGUGAGACCACCAGUACUAGAGUUGUUUUUCCUCACUGGUGCAUUGUCGAGUGACGUAUUUUAAGGGUACCGGUGCAUUUUCAACACAACCACAUCGUCUCCGUCUUUUAACUAGCAAUUCUGUUCAAUUGAACAUUCCACUAAGCUUUACGUACUGGUAACACCCAUGUAAACCACCACAUUGUUUGAAUAUACAGAGGAGCCUGGUCCCAGAUCAGAUGGUACUGUUUUGACAUCUUCUAUUGCUGUCUCUCGUCACGCCAAACCUAGGACAUGUCAAGACAACACAGAUCAAUAACCAGCCAAGGAUUCUACUACUAGGGUGUGUGAAGUAGAAUAAAUCAGUUUAGACUAACCUGCAUUUCAGACAUUCUGCCAAUUUAAACUAUAUUUUUCUGUAUAUACUUGAAGAGAGAUAAUGUUAGAUAAUAGGCACAGUUCAGUAGAUAGACUAAUAGUUCAAAUGUAUGGCAAGUAAGGGAAAGGACACCGGUUUGAAUCCAUGAUCUGACACGGUUUUGCUAGACUCCUAACUCUAAUUGAGCAACCCUAAAGUCCCUGUGGAUAAGAGCUACUGCCUAAAUGUAAGAUAGUUAGCAUUCAUGCACUGAGCUGAAAUGUGUUGUACGGAAUAGAAUAUUCCAUCAAAAUAGUUUUUAUUUUUCCUACUAAAAAUGGAUGACAAGACUACUUGAAAUGCUGUUUCACACUGGUUGGGGCAGAUUACUUAAAGGUUCAAUCAAUAUUUGUUUUGAAGCUCUUAUGUAUCGCUUGGUGGUUUUAUUAGAGUGGCGGUGGGGAAAAAAGAUAAUACCAAAUUGUUUCCUCUGGAACCAUUUGUAUCUAUUGAGUAGUUACUGGCUAUUGUGUCACUGUGAAGUCAUGUGCUGUUCUGUUUUUUAGGAUAGUCAAUUUAAAUGGUUAAUGAUUGUUUCCAGAUUGAUUCAGUGUGUUUUUACAUGUUUGUAUGGUGGUUAGAUGAAAACUGUUAAUAUUUCCUUUUUUUAUGCCAUGUAGGCCUGCUUCAAAUAGGAAUACGGUUGCCAUUUGUUAUUUUUCUCAAAUGAAACAGCUGUGCCCUUGGGCAGUGGGGUUAAGAGGUGCUCUUCCCUCGGCAGCAUGUAGGUCAGUUGACUGGCUUGUGUAUGGGCACUGUCACAACACUGGCCUAUUAUGCUAAGUGCGAUUCCACCAUGUUGAAAACUACAAAUGUUACACAUAAACCUGGCAGUGCAUGGUGUUUUCUCACAUUGUCGGGGCAUGUCUUCAGUCUGUGUCCAAACUUACCAUCCUGUGACAGACAGAAGGACACUAAUAUUGAGUCCCAUUGUCCACUACGCCUAGCAAAAAUGUAUCUUACCACAUUUCCAAACAUGCAAUUAUGAAAUGUAAGCAGGUAUUUUGAUUACAUAAUAUAAAUUAUAGUAAUGAAUGUUUAGUACACAAUAACAGGAGUUACAAACUGUCAUAAAGCCGAUGUACAGUGCAGUCCAGAAUUAUUUGGACAGUGACAUGCGUUUUGUUUUGGCUCUAUAUUCCAGCACAAUGGAUUUGAAAUGAAACAAUGAUUAAGAUGUUAAACUGCAGACUGUCAGCCUUAAUGUCAGGGUAUGUACAACCAUAAAUUGUGAACAUUUAGGAAUUAAAGCCCCCCCAUUGUGAUGGACCAAAACUCAUUUCUUGAAGUUAUCAUAUUUACUACAAAAAUACAAAACAAAUGUGUGAUCUGUGAUGUUCUGGAAUGUGAUCUACUUACUUUUAGAGAUCAAUUUGUGAAAAGCUGGUUUAUCCUACAGCUGUCGAACCUCAAACGGUGCUCCUGGCCUGCUCCAUCACUGUGUGAUCACAUCAUCAUAGCUUUGAAUGAUGGAAUAAGAGAGAAAACAGACAGAUAUGAUUUGGAAUUGGAAUCAACUUUAAUUGCUCACUAAAUGAACACAAUGGUCAUUUAACUUGGUGUAAUUACAGAGUGAGAGAACAGACAAGGAAGGAGUUAAAGUGAUGGUGCGGCGGAGAGUGCUGCACUGACAGAAUGUUUGUGUUGAAUAUGCUGUUAGUGCUCUGCUCCUUCCUUAAUCCCUGUGUUUAUAGCUCAGCCCUCUGUAAACCCUCCCCCACCAUGCUAUCACUGUGUAUUAUCACUUUGACAUUUGGUUUAUCUAAUGACGUGGUACUGCCCAGCUAGGUCUGGCUGUGAACAUGUUGAAUAGGAAGCUUCCAGAACUACGCUCAUUUCUUGAAAUGUGACUUUGUGUCUUUAUAAUGGCAACCAAUGUCGUUUCUUUACUCUGACCAGAGCCCAACAGCAGAAAAAUAAAACACAAAAUAAUUAUGAGAAUAACAAUGGAAUUUUUUUAGGGGUUGAUACAUUUUUGGUGAAAAUGGUCUGAAAUAUCAACCAUUAUAUUGCAAAGUGUUAAGCCUUUUUUAGCUGCUCUUAACAUCUGUAGCUAAAGUAUGAAGCUGUCAAUCAAAAAAGCAGUUUUCUGUUUACAUAUAAUCUCUGUUUUUUUUUGGAGCAUUUUGUAAACUUAAAAAAAAAUAGUACAUAAAGUUGUAUUUAAUGUUGAGUUUUGUUAUGGUGCUUUUUAUGGUUAUACUGCCAUCAAUAAACCAGCCCUGAUAUACUGUA